Drosophila nasuta is the source of this 827-nucleotide messenger RNA. Its product is annotated as dynein regulatory complex protein 8. The record is from RefSeq and is a predicted model, not a curated record. Lineage: Eukaryota; Metazoa; Arthropoda; Insecta; Diptera; Drosophilidae. The transcript has 4 exons. Bases 157 to 696 code for a protein of 179 amino acids.
GCAUGUCUACAAAUUAAUCUCAAAAGUAGUCUUAUCUUUAUAAAUAUUUCCAAGUAAACAUUUUAAAUGAAAAAUUUUCUGUAAUAACAAUUUUUAACAAUAAAAAUACAAAAAAAAAAAAAAAAUUAAAAAUACAGUACAAAAUUUGUCUUUAAUAUGGAAAUUGGAAUUUCUCUUUCGAAUGAGCUAGAGGUUCGCAUCUCCGAAGCAUUCUGUAUUUUCGAUCAUCAUGGCGAUAAAUAUAUAGAUACUCGUAAUAUAGGCAACGUGCUGAGAUUUUUGGGAUGCGUUCCAACAAAUAAAGAAGUCAACGAGAUCAUUGCGGCAACAGAUUCGGUGGAGAAUCCAGGAGAGGCGCAUUUGCCUAAGUUCAUGGCUCACGUCUCACAUUUGCUUAUGGAAAGAAAAAUGGAGCCUGCUAGUCCUCAAAAACUUUUAGAAGCUUUUGAAGUUUUAGAUCCGGAAAAUAAACGAUUUCUCACGAAAGAAUAUUUUGGUAAAUUAAUGAGUGAAGAAGGAGAAGUGUUCAAUAAAGAAGAAUUGGACGCAAUGUGGCCAGUGGCCAUAGAUCCAAUAACGGAUAAUAUUCCCUAUAUAUUCUAUAUUAAUAAGCUGAAGCACAAAACCACAAUUUAUGAUGUUGCAGAAGCAGUGAAGGAAGAACUGGCUGCUAACGAAAAGGAAAAGAAAAAGUAACGCAGUUCAAAUGUUGAUGCAAAAAAAAUAUAAAAAUUGAAAUUUAAGUGUAAAAAAAUUAAUUAGUUAUGAAUUACUUGAAUAAUAAUUUGUUAUAUUAUUUGUUAAAAUAAAAGAUAUUGCUGAUAUUA